Molecule: messenger RNA, 1242 nt
Organism: Dendronephthya gigantea
Lineage: Eukaryota; Metazoa; Cnidaria; Anthozoa; Malacalcyonacea; Nephtheidae
Product: neuromedin-K receptor-like
Exons: 1
Coding region: 160-1158 (332 amino acids)
Biological process (GO): G protein-coupled receptor signaling pathway
Cellular component (GO): membrane
Molecular function (GO): G protein-coupled receptor activity
Source: RefSeq, a predicted model, not a curated record
AAAUUAAAAUUACAAUUUCAAACAUUUAGGUUUGAUUAAAAUGCAGCUACUCCAAUAAAUAAUUUACUGAACUUGUCAGUACAUUUAAAGAAAAGCCCCAAAGUAUAAUUGCAUUUACGCGGCAUGCUUUACAGUUGUGCGUGAAGUCGAACGAGCAAGAUGAUGACACCAUAUGUCGACGGUAACCACACUGACGAAAACGUUCAAGUGGUGGCAACAACAUUUUCCAAUUCGCUAAUCAUUUCAAUUGUGUAUGGAAUUAUUGAAGUGUUUGGUCUGUGUGGUAACAUUCUUGUUAUAUUGACAGUUUGCAGUGGGACGCAUCGUCUUCAAACAAACUAUUAUCGUCUUGUAUUCCAUCUUGCUGUCUGUAGCAUAAUUUUGCUGUUGUUUGGCAAUGUUUUGUUCACAAUAGGACCUUGGUUGGGAACACGCUACUGGUCUAGUCCUCUUUGGGAGUUAUCCUGCACUGUCAUUCAACCCAUUGUCAGUUUUAUCUUUACUACUGAACUAGGCCUCUUAGUUAUAAUCGCAAUUCUUCGCCACAGGGCUAUCGCACAGCCAUUUCAGCCGAAUGUAACCGUCAAGAAGCUGAAAUAUACCAUAAUAUUAAUUUACAUUGCACCUUUUCUUAUCAAUAUCCCAACGUUCUUGUCGAAACAAACUGUAGGUCGGGAAUGUACAAACAAAUGGAAAAAGAACAUAUACUAUUACAUAUUUGAUUGGGUUUUGAGUCUUGUUUGUACUUUAAUACCCAUGAUAUUUCUUACUGUUCUGUAUACGAAGAUGUGUUACUCAAUGGCUCGUCAUCAGAGAAAUCUACGCCGACUAUUUGCUCCAGAAGUGACAAACUCUACUAACAUUAGCGGAAAGUCAGUAGCCAACAAACAUUACCAUUUGCGUUUGAAGAACAAUUUCAAAAUGGUUAUUGUGAGUAUGAUUGUUCUAGCGCAGUUCUUCAUUGCUGUAAUACCAAUAUCUGUGUUAGGUAAACUCGUAGCUCAUGGAAGAGAAGAAGACAAAUUUCACAUGAUAUGGGCGUUGCCAAUGUAUCUGCUAGUAUCUUGUUCAUUCAAUCCGAUCGUGUAUGGAAUUGGGGACAAAACAAUUCGUGCAGGAUAUAAAACUGCUUUAAGAAAAUUAAUUUCUUGCAAAUAGCCGUGUAGUAUUAGCUAUAUAAUUAUAUGAUCAGUUCUCCCUAUUACUAUAGUAAUAAUAUGUAUAUUGCUAUAUUGAAAAAUA